Messenger RNA from Spathaspora passalidarum NRRL Y-27907, 953 nucleotides. It is a transcript of the gene VPS21, whose product is annotated as Rab family GTPase. The transcript has a single exon. The record is from RefSeq and is a predicted model, not a curated record. Gene Ontology annotation, molecular function: GTP binding; GTPase activity. The coding region runs from base 179 to 832 and encodes 217 amino acids. NCBI's taxonomy places the organism in Eukaryota, Fungi, Ascomycota, Pichiomycetes, Serinales, Debaryomycetaceae.
AAAAUCCUACUCUUCUACCGAAUUACCCAGUCAUUACAUACUACCUACAAAACAUCAAUCAUCUAGCUUGUUGCAUCCAUAUACCUACCCAUUUUUUGAUUUAGUAUUAAUAUAUCUUCUGAUUUAAACAAAUAGUCUUUUGCACAGCCCCCUCCCCCCCCACACACGCACACACAUCAUGAGUUAUCCUACUCCAGCAACAUCAGUCAAAUUGGUAUUAUUAGGCGAAGCAGCCGUUGGUAAAUCCUCACUUGUGUUACGAUUUGUCAGUAAUGACUUCCAAGAGAAUAAAGAACCUACAAUUGGAGCAGCAUUCCUUACUCAAAAAUGUACCAUUGGUGAACGAACAAUUAAAUAUGAAAUUUGGGAUACUGCCGGACAAGAAAGAUUUGCAUCCUUGGCACCAAUGUAUUAUAGAAAUGCACAGGCUGCUAUAGUUGUAUACGAUAUCACCAAACCAGCUUCCUUUAUCAAGGCUAGACAUUGGGUUAAGGAAUUACAUGAACAAGCAGCCAAGGAUAUAACGAUUGCUCUUGUUGGAAACAAAUAUGAUUUAGUACAAGAUGAUGACGAAGGCCAAGGAGAAAGGGAAGGUGUGAGAAAAGUAAGUGUUGAAGAAGGUCAAAAUUUAGCUGCCGAAGAGGGAUUAUUAUUUUACGAAACCAGUGCAAAAACUUCAUAUAAUGUCAAUGAUGUAUUUAUUGGUAUCGGAAACAAGAUUCCUGAAGCUGCUUCUUUGGCAUCUAGCCCAGAACAAAAUAAUAAUGAAGGUAGAAUUGAUUUGAGUACAAAUGCAAGCUCUAAUGGUAAUAGAAAUUUGUGUUCUUGUUAAGAAAUGUAAUUGUUAGAUUAAAGGUUUACUGGUGGUUUGUGUAUAAGCCCAUGGUGCGACAUACUCUUGGAAGACAAGAGUAUUAAUUAUAUAAUGAAUAUACUGUUUGUCAUAUUACUUC